AUGAAAUUCUUUGUUAUUGCUUUGAACUUGUUUCUUUUGACUUUAAUAAAUUGUGUUAACGGAUAUCGAGUUGGUGAUAGAAAUCUUUUAAAUAUAAGUGAUCCUGAAAUAAUCAGGUUGAGCAAAAUUGCUUUGUUAAAAUUAAACGAAGAAAAAAAUAUUUUUAACCAAGAAAAGAUAUUAGUGAAAAUUUUAAAAGCAUCUAAACAAAUUAUAUCUGGGUCUUUAACAGAAUUAACCCUUCAAAUAUUGGAGAAAAAUGUUCCAAAAUAUUACGUAGCAAAAAUUUGGGAACGACCUUGGUUAAAUAAAACAGAAGUUACAUUUUUUGAUUAUAAAAAAACUACAAAAAAAAUUGAUAAUGAAAUAAUUAAUAAAAAUGAAUAUUUGCUUCAAUCUUUUAAAGACUUUGUUUUGAAAUUUAACAAAGUUUACUUUAGUAAAGAAGAAUUCAAAAAACGUUUCCGAAUAUUCCGUGCUAAUAUGAAAAAAAUUAAUUUUCUAAACAAAGCUGAAAAAGGCACUGCUCAAUAUGGUAUAACAGAAUUUUCUGAUUUAUCAGUCACAGAAUUUAAAAACUACCUUGGAUUGAAAAAAAAACCUGAAUCAAAACUUCCUACAGCAGAAAUUCCUGAUGUAAAAUUACCUGAUAAUUUUGACUGGAGACAUUAUAAUGCAGUUACUCCUGUUAAAAAUCAAGGAUCAUGUGGUUCUUGUUGGGCUUUUUCUGUUACUGGAAAUAUUGAAGGUUUAUGGGCCAUCAAAAAACACGAAUUAUUAUCUUUGUCGGAGCAAGAAUUAAUCGAUUGUGAUAAAAUCGAUAAUGGUUGUAAUGGUGGAUAUAUGCCUGAAACCUAUGAAGCCAUUAUGAAAUUAGGUGGAUUGGAAACAGAAACUGAUUACCCAUAUGAAGCAGAAAAUGAAAAAUGUAAUUUAAAUAAAACUGAGAUAAAGGUUAAAAUUAAUGGUGCUGUGAAUUUAACAAAGUCUGAAUUGGAUAUUGCUAAGUGGUUAUAUAAAAAUGGUCCAGUUUCUGCUGGCCUAAAUGCGAAUGCAAUGCAAUUUUAUUUAGGUGGAAUUUCGCAUCCUCCAAAAAUAUUGUGCAAUCCGGAAGAACAAGAUCAUGGAAUAUUAAUUGUAGGUUAUGGAAUACACAAAUCUAGUAUUUUAAAAAGAACCAUUCCAUAUUGGAUAAUUAAAAACAGUUGGGGCAAACAUUGGGGAGAAAAGGGGUAUUACAGAUUGUACAGAGGGAGUGGCGUUUGUGGAAUUAAUCAAAUGGUUUCUUCAGCGUUGAUUAAUUAA
Pediculus humanus corporis (human body louse) is the source of this 1305-nucleotide messenger RNA. RefSeq names its product Cathepsin F precursor, putative. The record is from RefSeq and is a predicted model, not a curated record. Gene Ontology annotation, molecular function: cysteine-type endopeptidase activity; cysteine-type endopeptidase inhibitor activity. Bases 1 to 1305 code for a protein of 434 amino acids. The transcript has a single exon. Gene Ontology annotation, cellular component: lysosome. Lineage: Eukaryota; Metazoa; Arthropoda; Insecta; Psocodea; Pediculidae.